Molecule: messenger RNA, 3597 nt
Organism: Sardina pilchardus (European sardine)
Lineage: Eukaryota; Metazoa; Chordata; Actinopteri; Clupeiformes; Clupeidae
Product: protocadherin gamma-C5-like
Exons: 2
Coding region: 10-3597 (1195 amino acids)
Biological process (GO): homophilic cell-cell adhesion
Cellular component (GO): plasma membrane
Molecular function (GO): calcium ion binding
Source: RefSeq, a predicted model, not a curated record
UUCUCCACGAUGGAUGUUGGAUGUACAACAAAGCAUUUGGGAUGGACUGCACUUGGAAUUGUCUUGCUUUCGUUGUUGUGGAAUGUAGCAGAUGCGCAGACACGCUACUCUAUUCCAGAGGAGUCCAAGAAAGGCUCUGUUGUUGGGAAUUUAGCGAAGGACCUGAGCAUAAGCUUUUCGGAAAUAUCGAGUAGUAAAUUAAGUAUCGCCUCGGAGAAUGGUAAGCAGUAUUUCAGUAUGGACUUUAAGAAGGGCGAUCUGAUCGUGAAUGAAAGAAUAGACAGAGAAUCGCUGUGUGGGCAAAGCUCGAGUUGUGUCUUGCCAGUUCAAGUGGUGAUAGAAGAGCCACUCCAGCUUUACAGGGUGGAAGUGGAAAUUCAGGACAUUAAUGAUAACUCACCGGAAUUUCAUUCUAACGAGCACACGCUAAACGUGGCUGAAAACACAUUACCGGGAUCUAAGUUUCCUCUAGAAGUAGCGCGUGAUGCAGAUGUCGGUGCAAAUUCAUUGAAAACAUAUGUUUUGAGUAAAAAUGAAUAUUUUUCUUUGAAUAUCAUCACGAAAAAGGAUGGGUCUAAAAUUCCCGAGCUAGUUCUAGACAAAACAGCCGACAGAGAGAAAGAGCAUACGCAUAGUCUUAUUCUAAAAGCGGUUGAUGGAGGGAGUCCUCCCAGAUCUGGCACAACUCAAAUCACCAUUAAGGUGCUCGAUGCAAACGACAACGCGCCAGUUUUUGAAAAAUCGGACUAUGAGAUCAGGGUCAGUGAAAACGCACCGAAUGGAACCAAAGUUUUAACAGUCAGAGCUGUGGAUUUAGAUGAAGGUAUAAACGGUGAGGUGAUAUAUUCGUUUGGCUCGCACACACAAGGAGAGGUUCAGAACAAAUUUAUCAUAGAUCCUCAAACGGGAGAUAUUUUACUGAUCGCGCCCUUAGACUAUGAGGAUGCCAGUUCUUAUCAAUUUGAUGUCAGAGCAACUGAUAAGGGGGUGCCGGUUAUGGAGGGACACAGUCGAGUGCGUAUUGACAUUGUUGACGUUAACGACAACGCACCUGAGGUAGUUUUCACCUCCCCUCCUAAACCCGUCAGAGAAGACGCAGCUAUAGGCACUGUAAUUGCAUUGAUAAGCACAAAAGACGCAGAUGCAGGUGACAAUGGAAAAGUUACGAUUAAGAUGAGCUCUGACUAUCCAUUUAAACUGAAGCCUUCUUUUUCAGACCAUUACGCUUUGGUUACAGAUGCGAAAUUAAACCGAGAAGAAGUGCAAGAAUAUAAUAUAGAACUUAUAGCCGUUGACUCGGGUUCCCCUCCUCUUUCCUCAAACGCAAAAGUGAGAGUUAGUAUUUUAGACGUUAACGACAAUCCACCGUCCUUCACUCAGCCUUCCUACACCGUCUAUGUCAAAGAGAACAGUGAGCCUGGGAAAAUCAUAGCUGAUGUUUCCGCAAUUGACCCAGACACGGGAGAGAAUGCAAAGGUGUCCUACUCCAUACUGGACUCAAAAGCGCAAGACGUGACGGCCUCUUCGCAUGUUUACAUUAACUCGGAUAACGGCAGCAUCUUCAGCCUGCAUUCAUUUGAUUAUGAGAGGCUGAGCGUGUUUCAGAUUCGGGUGCAGGCGUCAGACCAAGGCUCUCCCUCGCUGAGCAGCAAUGUCACGGUUCACGUCUUUAUACUUGAUGAGAAUGACAAUGCGCCUGCUAUCAUAUACCCGUCUACGGCAAUGGGAUCGCUCUCACACCAGAAAAUACCCCGCUCCGCUAAAGCAGGUCACCUUGUUACUAAAGUGACAGCUGUGGACGCAGACUCGGGUCACAACGCGUGGAUGUCUUACAAGUUGGCAGAGGCUACAGACGAGUCUCUGUUCAGUGUGAAUGUUUACACGGGAGAGGUGAGGACUAGACGCGCUGUUUCAGAGGAGGACGACUCCACUCAGACACUGCUGGUGGAGAUUAGAGACAACGGGGUUCCGUCCCAGUCCGCUACUGCUACCGUGUCCGUAUUGUUAGAGGACGGGACCCACGAACCCAUUCUGGACCUCCAGCUGACAUCGCCAGAGCCGAACAAGAAAACUGGGAGAAUUACUUUUUAUUUAAUUGUCUCUCUGGCCGCAGUGUCCGUCUUGUCUCUGGUUACAUUUUUUGUCUUGCUAGUAAGAUGUGCGCGGCACAGCAGCAGUCAUUCCGCCUGCUGCAUGAGACGCAUGGACUCGGAUGACUUCAGAGCCAGGAACCUGCAGCUGCAGCUGAACUCAGACGGGCCUAUUAAAUAUGUGGAGGUGCUGGGAGGGGACAUGUUGUCUCAUAGCCAGUCCUUCAGGUCCUGUCUCUCUCCCCUGUCGGAGUUCAGUGACUUCACCCUCGUUAAGCCCAGCAGCACUCUUGACUUUAAGGACAUGAUCAGCGUGUUAGAUGCGUCUCUGCCUGACAACGCCUGGACUUUUGAGAGUCAACAGAAAUCGUUUGUGUUUAGUAUCCAGGACGUUAACGACAACCCCCCAGCUUUCACACAGCCCGUGUACACAGUUUAUUUGGACGAGAAUUCUGCAGCAGGGAAAAUUGUGACUUCAGUCUCUGCUGUUGAUCCAGACACGGGAGAAAAUGCCAAAGUCUCCUAUUCUGUCUUGGACACUAAAGAGAAUGAUGUGCCCAUCUCUUCCUAUGUUUACAUUAACUCUGAUAACGGCAGCAUCUAUAGCAUGCACUCGUUUGACUAUGAAAAUCUUAAAGCCUUUCACAUUCGAGUGCAAGCGUCAGACCAUGGCAACCCAUCUCUAAGCAGCAAUGCCACUGUCCAUGUUUUUAUUGUGGAUCAAAACGACAAUGCGCCCACUGUCAUUUACCCAUCUGGGCCCAUGGGUUCGCUCUCUCACCAGAAAAUACCCCGCUCCGCUAAAGCAGGUCACCUUGUUACUAAAGUGACAGCUGUGGACGCGGACGCGGGUCACAACGCGUGGAUGUCUUACAAGUUGGCAGAGGCUACAGACGAGUCUCUGUUCAGUGUGAAUGUUUACACGGGAGAGGUGAGGACUAGACGCGCUGUUUCAGAGGAGGACGACUCCGCUCAGACACUGCUGGUGGAGAUUAGAGACAACGGGGUUCCGGCCCAGUCCGCUACUGCUACCGUGUCCGUACUGUUAGAGGACGGGACCCACGAACCCGUGUCAGAUCUCCGGCAAAAAGAUCCGGAGCCAAUCAGGAAAAAUGGACGAAUAGCCUUUUAUUUGAUUUUGUCUCUGGCCUCCGUGUCAGUGCUAUCUUUGAUCACCUGUCUGGUCUUAGUGGUGAAAUGUGCUCGAAGCGCCAGACGUGGUUCCGCCUGCUGCAUGAGACGCAUGGACUCGGAUGACUUCAGAGCCAGGAACCUGCAGCUGCAGCUGAACUCAGACGGGCCUAUUAAAUAUGUGGAGGUGCUGGGAGGGGACAUGUUGUCUCAUAGCCAGUCCUUCAGGUCCUGUCUGUCUCCCCUGUCGGAGUUCAGUGAUUUCACCCUCGUUAAGCCCAGCAGCACUCUUGACUUUAAGGACAUGAUCAGCGUGUUAGAUGCGUCUUUGCCUGACAACGCCUGGACUUUUGAGAGUCAACAGGUGAGACAGUAA